Toxorhynchites rutilus septentrionalis is the source of this 17213-nucleotide messenger RNA. RefSeq names its product protein dachsous (gene ds). Lineage: Eukaryota; Metazoa; Arthropoda; Insecta; Diptera; Culicidae. Gene Ontology annotation, cellular component: plasma membrane. The record is from RefSeq and is a predicted model, not a curated record. Gene Ontology annotation, molecular function: calcium ion binding. The transcript has 13 exons. Bases 2185 to 12627 code for a protein of 3480 amino acids. Gene Ontology annotation, biological process: homophilic cell-cell adhesion.
UGCAACAUAAGUGGUGUGUUGUUAACCCACUGCUGUGGUCUCUGCCGCUAGCCACCUCGCGCAACCCCGCGUCCCUAACAAAAGCUGCUCGCUCGGAUCGCGUUCGUGCUUCGUGCCGAUCAUCGCGAGAGUUUGGAGAAAUAUUUUCCAUCGCGUUGAGUUUAGUUCUUUAAACGCUGAGGUGUAGCAUUGAAGCUGUCAUCCGUCCGUUCCGUUCGGGUAUUUUUGAAUAAGACGGGCGCGCGAGGGAUUUUGGUGCUGUUUUUCCCGAAAAAAAUAGUGUGUUCCGUUUGAGCCCUCGGACCUCGGAGAGCGGAUGAGUGAGCCAAAAGAGGUGCCAGAAGUGAAGAAAACAACAGAAGAAAAGGAGAACAGGCAGUGCGACAUUAGAGGAGAGCUAGUUUUUCUUAAUGGAAUGAAAUAACACGGCCCCAAGAGUUGUUGGACCCCGUUGACUCGAGUUGAUCUGAUGUGUACGGGCAGAAACGGGAUCGAGUUAUAGUGACGACCGAGCGAGAGAGAGAGAGAGAGACCCAAGACAAGGGAUACAUUUUAAAUUGAACCCGCGCGUUUAGAGAGUCAUUUGAACGGGGAGGAAAAUUCGCUCUGGAUUUUAGAGGUCUGUGUAUAUCCUUAAUCCCUCCGAGCAUCAAUCAUAACAAAGUGACAAGUCCGUGAGACUACCCCCGGGGUCGAUCAUGUGUGUGAAAAUUAAUUGACUGUAUUACGUUGCAUUCGGACCCGCGAUGUACCUCCCGAUCAAUGGCGGAUGCUGAUCGAUCGAUCGUCGCUGCGAGUGAUUGAGUAAAGGGAUUUUUACCCUUGUGUGUGCGCAAAGGAGAGGAGUUCACGACCGCCCAGCGGUGGAAAAUUGUACAAAUUUGGAACUCGUGGAGUGUGAAGUCGUCGGGAUCGUGUCCAAGGGUGGGAACGCAGGAAGAGCUGAAAAGUGGAAUAUCUUUCCACAAAUCUUGGCGCGAGCUAUGCGCAAAGCGAGUGACAAAGAUAGCACAACACCCCGGCGAGAGGCAGAGGGAAAGAAAAGAAAAACAAACCGAAAGCCUGUGACGAAGCUUUGGAAGACCAAGACGACGACGACGUCGGGUUUGGAAGAGAGCGCAAAAGAGUGUGGAUGUAAUACAAAGUGAAAUACAAAAAUAUUUUUAUAAUAAAAUAAAGUCAAACGGAGUGAACGCACGGGGGAGAGAGAGAGAGAAAGAGUGAAACGAAUAAGCGCGAAGAUCAAGGAGAGCGAAGGAAGAGAAAAAAAAAACCGAAAGCUGUGGAAGAAAGGUGAGGUGAGUGAAGCAAAAAAGUACGAGGAAGAAUUUUUUAAAAGGAAAUUUUUGUAGCUGCAAAUAGGAAUUUUAAUCACAAGAUUUUUCGGAUGCAUUUUGAUUUUGCUUAUAUGAUUAACACGAAGUGGGAUUAAGUUUUGCUCGUGUGUGUGUGUGUUGUGUCAGUUUGGUUCUUCCUUCAGUGUGAUUUUCCGCCGGAAAUUUGCGCAAAACCAAAGGAUUUGGAAGAAGUGUUAUUAUCAUUUUUUUUUGUUCGUUGUGCGUUUGUUUGAUGGUGAAGAUCACGUUUGAAACGAGCAAAGUUUGAAACAAGUGGUGGAAAGAAGUAGCAGUGCCAGUUUUCGGAUGCUCUUUGUUUUUCCCAAAGCGCAGCCCAUUCGCUUAGAAAAAGCUCGUGCUGAUCAUGAUGAUGAAGUGUUGAUUUGUUGCGAUAGCCGCGCGGAGUCCAAAGCGAAAGAGAGAAACCGUCGAAAAGGUCCGAAAAGAUAAUAAGGAAGUGAAUAUUUCAACUGCAAGCCACGAAAGAGAGAUAGAAGCGACGAAAAUCAAAUCGAAGCAGCCUAACUCCCGUAGUAGUCGAGAAGAAAGUGCAUCAUUUCAGCAAAGUGCAUUCCAUUUGGGCGCUGAGAAGAGUAUGUUAUGAAACGCAGUAAGCCACGACGGACAACUUGGUACUCUGAGAAAUACCCCCAAAUAAAAGGAAUUAAGGGAUUACAUACCCUCCAGCGGGUUUAAAUCAAGAUUGCCUUCAAGAGCUCUCAAAAUCACCGCUAACACGACGACGCACCCCGGAGAACGCCCGCAAUGGACCCCACCCUGUCAGGACGCCAGCUCGCGCGCGUCCUCCGAUCCAACUCUAGCCGGUGAUAUCCACCGGAGCAGCAUCAUGCCAGCUGCUGCCACUAGUCAAUCGCCAUCGUUAAGACCGCCACCAUCACCUCUAGCCGCCCCACCGCCAGAAAGCGUCGGAAUGCGAGCGAUGGGUAAGAACACCAGCAGCUGCUUCCGCUUCCGCCACAGAAAAAUGUCCCUCCUGUGGCUGCUGCUGAUGAUAUGUGCCUUCGCCGGGGAUAGUGGCGGAGGGAAGUCGCUGCUGAGGCUUGCGAGUGCCGAACACGUUCGGGAACUGGAAGUUUCCGAAGGAGUGCCCAUCGGGCACCAGAUCGGGUUUAUUGGGGAGUUUCUGCAUGGGGUCGAUAGCGGGCCACCAUAUUUGAUAGUGCCGGUGCCGGGAAGUGCCGUGGAUACCGAUCUGGCGAUUGAUCACACCACGGGUGAGAUCCGGACGAAGGUCCUGAUGGACCGGGAGAAACGGUCAUCCUACUCGCUGGUGGCGAUUCCGCUGAGCGGUGAAAACGUUCGCGUUGUGAUACGAGUGUUGGAUGAGAACGACAAUGCGCCGACCUUUCCGACCGCGCUCAUGAACAUUGAGUUCCCGGAGAAUACUCCACGGGACGUGAAGAGAACGUUGAACCCGGCGAGGGAUUCGGAUCUGGGCAGAUAUAAUACCCAACGGUACAAUAUCGUGUCCGGGAAUGUAAAUAACGCCUUCCGGUUGUCCUCGCAUCGGGAACGGGACGGUGUACUGUAUUUGGAUCUGCAAAUUAACGGCUUCCUCGAUCGAGAGACCACUCCAGCCUAUAGCCUCGUUGUAGAGGCUCUGGAUGGUGGUAAUCCUCCACUCCGGGGACAGAUGACUGUUAACAUUACGAUCCAGGAUGUGAACGACAACCAGCCGAUCUUCAAUCAGAGUCGUUAUUUUGCAACCGUUCCGGAGAACGCAACAAUCGGAACCACGGUUCUGCAAGUGUAUGCGACCGAUCAGGACGCGGGGGAGAAUGGAUUGGUAGAGUACGCGAUCAACAGGAGACAGAGUGAUAAGCAUCAGAUGUUUCGGAUAGACCAGAACACGGGUUUGAUUUCGGUCAACAAACCGCUGGAUUUCGAAACCAAAGAGCUGCACGAGUUGGUUGUGGUGGCCAAGGAUCGUGGGUUGCAACCGCUAGAAACUACUGCCUUUGUGUCGAUACGUGUGACCGAUGUGAACGAUAACCAGCCAAUAAUAAAUGUGAUAUUUUUGAGUGAUGACGCGACUCCGAAAAUUUCCGAAAGUGCUCAACCGGGGGAGUUUGUGGCGAGAAUUUCAGUGAAUGAUCCGGACUCGAAGACGGAAUACUCGAAUGUGAAUGUGACGCUGUCCGGUGGUGAAGGCCAUUUCGGGCUGACUACGAGAGAUAAUAUUAUUUAUUUGGUGAUUGUGUCGCUCCCGCUGGAUCGUGAAAUUAAGCCUAAUUAUACGCUGAGUGUGGUGGCCACGGAUACCGGAAAUCCUCCGCUACAUGCAGCGAAAACGAUCUUCCUGACCGUGACGGAUAUCAACGAUAAUGCACCCGAUUUCGAGAAGGAAAUUUACCACGCGAACGUGAUGGAAGUGGCAGAUCCGGGUACUUCGGUUAUCCAGGUGACCGCCAUCGAUAAAGACGAAGGGAACAACUCGGCCAUCAUAUAUUCGCUGAUGGACACGCCCGAUACCCAUUCGCAAUGGUUUCAGAUCGAUUCUAACUCCGGUUUGAUAACGACCCGUGCUCACAUUGACUGCGAAACCGACCCGGUGCCGCAGUUGAUCGUGGUGGCGAAAGAUAAUGGCUUCCCGCCACUGUCCUCCACCGGCACGGUCCUGGUCACCAUCCACGACGUCAACGAUAACGAGCCGAUCUUCGAUCAGAGCUUCUACAACGUCUCGGUAGCGGAGAAUGAACCUAAAGGACGCUGCAUUCUGAAGGUAUCGGCUACCGAUCCGGAUUGUGGCGUCAAUGCAAUGGUAAAUUACACCCUCGGCGAAGGCUACAAGAAGAUCACCGAGUUCGAGAUACGCUCGAGCACCGGCGAGGUUUGCAUCGCGUCCGAGCUCGACUACGAGGCACGCAAUUCGUACGAGUUUCCGAUCAUCGCCACCGAUCGAGGGGGCCUCAGUACAACUGCGAUGGUAAAAAUACAACUGACGGACGUGAACGACAACCGACCCACAUUUUAUCCCCGCGAAUACAACGUCUCCCUGCGGGAGUCGAUGCCGACGAAUUCCCUCCUCUCAACCCCGGUGGUGGUGGUCGUCGCAACCGAUUCCGACUCGGGAAGCUUUGGCACGAUCAGCUAUCGGAUAGUGGCCGGAAAUGAGGCAGGAAUUUUUCGGAUGGAUCGACUGACGGGAGAGAUAUUCAUCGCCCGGCCAAACAUGCUAUCCAGCCGGAGUCAACCGUACCAUCGGUUGAACAUAUCUGCCAGCGAUGGUGGCGGUUUGCGGUCCACUCACGAUGCGGAAGUGUUCAUCAGUGUUAUCGAUGCAACGCAGAGGCCACCGAUCUUCGAUAAGCCCCGAUAUACGUACUAUGUGAAGGAGGACGUCAAGAAGAACACUGUCGUGGGAACGGUGUCAGCUACCAGUAGUAACUCAGGAAGUCGAGCUUCGAUCCGAUAUUUCAUCUAUUCUGGCGAUCCGGAUGGCUACUUUGCGAUUGAUCCGGUUUCGGGCAACAUUCGCGUGGCUAGUACACUGGACCACGAAACCAAACCGCAAGUUUUGCUGAACAUCCAGGCAACCAGUGGAGAUCCUCCGGCGUACGGGCACACCCAGGUCAACAUAGACAUCGAAGACGUCAACGAUAAUCCACCGGAGUUCGAGUCCAACACCGUUCGCAUAUCGGUACCGGAAAAUGUUGAAAUCGGUUCGCCGCUGUACGCUGCCAAUGCCCACGAUAAAGACUCCGGAAUGAGUGGCGUGAUCACGUAUCGGCUGAGCAACAAUGGUCCACCGUCGAGCAGUCUCUUCAGCAUCGACAGCAGGAGCGGUCAUCUCAGUCUGGCUAGACCACUGGACUACGAAACGGUACAACGGCAUGCGCUGAUUGUAACGGCUUCGGACUCCGGGAUCCCUCUGCUGUCGACGAACUUGACCAUACUGGUCGAGGUGCAGGAUGUGAACGAUAAUGCGCCAGUGUUUGAGAAGAAUGAGUACUCGAUCAAGGUGCUGGAGUCGACACCCAGCAAUUCUCAGAUCUUGCAAGUCAGCGCUGUUGAUGCGGACACGGGGAACAACGCGAGACUCACGUAUCGGAUACUGGGUGACGAUCAGAGGCAACGAUCGAGGAAAUCAUCCGCGAAAUCACUGGAGGAAAACGUACAGGACAUAUUUGGAAUUUUCCCGAACAGUGGUUGGAUAUAUCUGCGGACGAAGCUCGAUCGGGAAGUUCAGGAGCGAUACAAUAUCACAGUGAUCGUCAGCGAUAACGGCGUUCCAACGCUGACCGCCACAACCAAUGUGAUCGUGACGAUUCUGGAUGCGAACGAUAACAGUCCCAUUUUCGCCAAACAACUGUACGAAUUUGAAAUCGAGGAGAAUAUGAGGCGAGGUUCGGUCAUUGGGCUGAUAACGGCGAGUGAUGCCGACGCGGGAAUUAAUGCCGUCGUGCGGUACAGUUUGAUACCGAGUAACACAAGUUUCCAGAUUAAUCCGGUGUCAGGUGAAAUCACAUCGCGAGACAGUCUCGAUCGGGAAACCAAGUCCAACUACGAUCUAGUGGUGGAAGCGCGUGACCAGGGAACUCCCUAUCGCGGUUCCCGGGUUUCGAUCAAGAUCAAGAUUCUUGACGUGAACGACAACGCUCCCGAAAUUGUCGACCCGCAGGAGGAUGUCGUCAGUGUUCGGGAGGAGCAACCGAUUGGCACAGAAGUAGUGCGGAUCCGGGCAAUUGAUCGUGAUUUCGGGUUCAAUGCAACCAUUACCUAUUCGAUUCUGAAGAGUCGUGAUUCCGAUGGGUAUGGGGUGUUCUCGAUCGACCCGAUCACGGGUGUGAUCCGGACGAAAGCUUCACUUGAUCACGAGGAGAAAACAAUCUACCGUCUGGCGGUGGCUGCUACGGACAACGGUAAACCUCCCCGGCAGACGGUACGGCUGCUCAGGAUCGAAGUGCUCGAUUUGAAUGACAAUCGGCCAACCUUCACCAGCUCCAGUUUGGUGUUUAGGCUUCGCGAGGAUGUCGGUGUUGGUCAUGUGAUCGGAUCGAUCAGUGGCAGUGAGCAGUCCGAUUCAGAGAACCUCAUCGCUGGUGGCAAUGCCUUGCACAUAACCUACUCGCUGACUGCACUAACAAAUGACAUAACCGAUGGGGCUUUUGAUAUCGAUCGCAAUUCCGGCAAACUAGUUGUGGCACGAACUCUCGAUCGUGAACAACAGAGUGAGUAUCGGAUGGAAAUUCGUGCGCUGGAUACCAGCGCCAGCAAUAACCCUCAGAGCUCGGCUGUUACGGUCAAGAUCGAGAUAGCGGACGUCAACGACAAUCCCCCCAAGUGGCCGAACGAUCCGAUCAAUGUGUACAUCUCAGAGGAUAGUCCGGUGGGAGCCGUCGUGUACAACUUCACCGCCACCGAUAACGAUUCCGGGACGAAUGCCGAGAUUAAGUACAACCUCUCGAAGGCGGCACAUUCACAGAAAGAAUAUUUCUCGAUCGAUUCGUUGACGGGAUCGUUGACUCUGCUCGCCCAUUUGGACUACGAAGAAAUAAAGGAGUUUCUGCUCAUAGUGCAAGCAACCGAUCAGUCUUCCAAUGUGACAGAGCGAAUGACGACUUCCGCGACCGCUCGAAUCAUGGUUACCGACGUGAACGAUAACGCUCCCAAUUUUGUGGUUCCACAAGUCCAGGAUACAACGUUCUACAUCAGCGAUUCAUUGGAGGUCAAUCAGGUCGUUUCCCACGUGGUAGCAAUCGAUCGGGACAGCGGAGAGAAUGGUCGGAUCGUUUAUAAAAUCAUAAGUGGUAACGAUGACGAACGGUUCGUGAUCGAUGCCGACACUGGACUCAUCAAACUAGCGAAACCGUUCAACAGUAAUUUUAUCGCUGACAGUUCGAAGAACUCCAUCACCGGUCGGUACAAUUUAGUCAUCAGUGCGUCGGAUCAGGGUAUGCCACGGUCCAAGGAAGCCAAAAUUAGCCUUCAAAUAGUGAUCCAAAACACCACCAACAAUCCGCCGAGAUUCCUGGAGUCGGUUUACCACGUCAACAUCACGGAGAACGUUCCGGUCGGAAGUUUCGUCGUGCGUGUUUCGGCGAAAUCCUUCAACGACAAUGGUAACGCCAAUUUGACGUAUGAAAUUCCGAAGGGAGUCGGCGAGGAUCACUUCGUGGUUGACGUUGUUCGCGGUAUCGUAACCACGCGGGGAACGUUCGAUCGCGAAUCUAAAGAUAUGUACACCAUACCGAUCUAUGUGACGGAGCAGAAUCGGUUCAAGAGUGCUGCAUCCGGUGCCUCCAAGGACAUGAGUCAAUUCGAUGUGGCUACACUGGUGGUACGGAUAACCGAUGUUAAUGAUCAUGCACCUGAGUUUCUGCCGGGAUCAUGUUACCCGCUGGCGGUUCCGGAGAACAGUGAGCUGUCGGUGAUUCACACCGUGGUUGCCAGCGAUGCCGAUGAGGGUGUGAAUGGGGAGAUUACCUACAGCAUUUCUGGUGGCAACAUUGGCAAUAAGUUCAGCAUCGACAUGAACACGGGAGCGUUGACGGCCCGACCACUCGAUCGGGAAAUCCACGCACGUUACGUACUGCAGAUCACCGCCCAGGAUCGUGGACUGCCAACUUCCCACCAGGGACACUGCAAUAUAACGAUUCGCGUUGAGGAUGAGAAUGACAACGAUCCGAAGUUUGAGCUGCAGAAAUAUAUCGCAACGAUCGACGAGGACGCUCAGCUGGGUACGACAGUGCUUACGGUGAAGGCCAUCGAUGCGGAUAUCGGUAUAAACGCGAGGAUCGUUUACUCUCUGGCUAACGUUACCGAGUGGCUGUUCGAUAUUGACAGUAAAACGGGAGUGAUCACCACCGCGGGCCAUUUCGAUCGCGAACGACAGAGCCUGUACAACUUCAUGGUGGUCGCCACCGACGGUGGCCGAUACAAUGCCCGCACCCAAAGUGUUCCGGUUCAGGUGAUCAUCGCAGAUAUCAACGACAACAAACCCGUUUUCGACAAGUACCCCUUCAAAGAGUCGAUCGGUGCAUUGGUUCAACCUGGCCAAACACUGCUGCACAUCUCGGCGACCGACGCCGAUCAGGGAAGCAACGGCGACAUCGUGUACAGCCUGAAUGAUAAUCCGAACAAUGCCAAGUUCCGUAUCAACCCAAACACGGGUGCUCUCAGUGCUACGCAAUCACUGGCCAGCGAAAAUGGUCGCCUGUUGCACAUCGAGGUAACCGCCCGGGACAAAGGUAACCCACCACAAACUGCCACCGGACUGAUCGAGCUUCAGGUGGGUGAUCUGCAGCAGGAACUGCCCACCCUGAAGUUCCAGAACAGCUCGUACAAGAUUAGCCUGGUCGAGAACACUCCCGUUGCGCAGACAGUUCUCCAACUGAAUGCCGUGCGGAGCGAUGGGCGAAGGCAGAAGAUCAUCUAUAGCUUCGGAUCGGGUAACGAGGACGGGACGUUCUCGAUUGAUGCCGUAACUGGAGAAAUCAAGAUACGCAAUUCUCACAACUUGGAUUACGAAAAGUUCAGCCGGCUGAACUCCGAUGGGAUAGAGUUGGUGGCGGUUGCCCGAACCGAUGGCAGUCCGCUGCUGUACGGUUACUGUACGAUCAAAAUAGAGCUGCAGGAUGAGAACGAUAACGCUCCGAGGUUUACUCAACAGCAGUACUCGGCGGCAGUUUGGGAGGGCAACAACAAGGGAGCGUUUGUGAUCAGGGUGGGGGCAUUCGAUGCCGAUCAGGGCUCGAACGCUCACAUUCUGUAUCACAUCGUGGAUGGGAAUCACGACAAUGCGUUCAUCAUUGAACCCGCGUUCAGUGGUAUCGUGAAGACCAAUAUCGUGCUGGAUCGCGAGAUCCGGGACAAGUACAAGCUGAAAGUGAUUGCGACCGAUGAGGGAGUUCCGCAGAUGACCGGUACGGCGACGAUAAAUGUGAAUGUGGUUGAUGUGAAUGACAACCAGCCGACGUUUCCGCCGAACACUGUCAUUAGUGUUAGCGAAGCUACCACUGUUGGAACCGUACUGACUUCGAUCACCGCGAACGAUGUGGACACCAAUCCGCCCCUAACAUACAGCUUCGGUGACAGUCUAGACGACGACGCGAAAUCGUACUUCUCGAUCGAUCGAUACAGUGGGAAAGUGAUCCUCAUCAAAGGUCUCGAUUAUGAGGAUCGUCACGAGUUCCAGCUGAGGAUCCUCGCAUCCGAUUCGGCCCAUGUAGCUCGAACCACGCUAACGGUGAGGGUUACCGACGUGAACGAUAAUCCUCCGGUUUUCCAGCAGAUCACUUAUCAUGCGAUGAUCAACGAUGAUACGGACAGUCACAGCAACGUCGCGAUCAUCGCCGUGAACGCCACCGAUGCGGACAGCGAGAACAACGCAGCCAUCCGGUACGCUAUCAGUCCCCCGUCGAUCGGCUUCGCGAUCGACGAACUCACCGGACAACUCUUCGUCAACAUGAGCCAAGCGCUGAAAGCGCGUUCCGGAACCUUAUACGUAAGCGUCAGUGCGAUCGACUCCGGACGUCCCCCGCUCACCUCUUCGACCAUCGUUCGGCUGGAGAUCAAAUCCAAGAGCAAAGCCAAUCCCCACUUCAUUCAGAACCAAUACCGCCUCUCGGUUAGCGAGGAUGCACCGACGGGAACGGUGAUCACAAACCUCAUCCCGAAGUCGAUCGCCGAUCAGGUGGACGUGAGCUCGGGUAUCGCGUUCGAAAUCAUCGACGGCAACGAAGAUGCCGCCUUCGAAGUAUCCUACCCCUCGGGUGCGAUCCUUCUCGUGAAACCACUCGACCGGGAGAAGAUCGACUAUUACGAGUUACGAUUGGUUGUUACCGAACCCGGAUCCCGGAUGAUCUACAAGGGCAUGAAUACGACCGCCGCGAUCAGGGUCACGAUCAGCGUCGAAGACGCCAACGACAACGCGCCCGAAUUCCAGCCCGGGUCGUACGAGGUGUCGAUCAGUGAGCUAGCCCCUAUCAAACACUCGAUAGCGAAGAUAUCCGCAAUCGACGCCGAUCUCCUGAACUCCCCCAACUCGGAAGUGGUCUACCAGAUUGUCUCCGGCAACGACCGGGGGAUGUUUUCGGUCGAUUUGAUCACCGGACUGCUAUAUCUCAACAACAAUCUCGAUUACGAUCGGGGCCUGACGCAGUACAAUCUGGUGAUCCGUGCCUGCGAUAGCGACGUGCUGCCCAAGUGCAGCGUUCAUCCCUUCGUGAUCAAUUUGACGGACGAGAACGACAACGAGCCACAAUUUCCGGUGCCUGAGUAUUUGGAGUUUGUGGGUGAGAAUGAACCCAUCGGAAUCAGUAUUUUCACCGCCCGCGCAACCGAUAUGGACCGGGGUGUGUACGGCAGUGUGAACUACUCGAUCGAUAACGCCCUGACGGGGAGCUUCUCGAACAUCGACGACGGGUGGAAGUUCUUCAAGGUGGACGCGCUCAGCGGUGUGAUCAACUCGAAUGCUGUGUUUGAUUACGAGGAAAAGAAUCGGUACACUUUCACGUUGAGGGCGACGGAUUCGGGAGGGAAAUCCAAGACGGUUAAGGUGCGGAUCAUGAUCGAGAGCCGGGAUGAGUUUAGUCCACAGUUUACCGAGCGAACGUACCGAUUUGUGCUGAAGGCACCCGAGACGGGUCACUUGCCGGUGGGGUACGUGGUUGGUCACGUGACGGCUAUGGACCGUGAUCGGGGACCGGAUGGGAGGAUCGUGUAUCAGCUAACGACGCAACAUCCAUACUUCAAGAUGAACCGGACGACGGGUGCGAUUUUGAUUAGGAAAAAGCUGGACAACGCUGCGGCUUCCCUGGAGGCCGGACGAGACAUAAGUCUGGUGGUGACGGCGAGUUCCGGCCGACAGGGAUCGCUGACGAACAUGACAGUGGUGGAGAUCUCGAUCGAUUUACUAGGCCAUUCGAAGGGAGGCGAUGCGGGUGGAGCUUACGGUAAUUCGGAGUCGGUUUCUGCUAGCAAUGGGCUGGCAAAUUGGGCUCUGGGGCUGUUGAUCUCGAUCCUGCUGGUGGUGAUCUGUGCAGCGUCCAUAUUUUUAUUCUUGCACAUGAGAAACAAGCAGCAGAAACAGGUCAACAAGAGCGGAUUGAACACCGAGUCGGUGGGUCAUUCGAAUAAUUACGUUGACCCGAGUGCCUUCGACACGAUACCGAUUCGUGGGAGCUCGAGUGGAACGAACAACGCAGGUCAAUUUGCUCCUCCGAAGUAUGACGAAAUUCCUCCUUAUGGUGCUAGUUCGAAUUCGGGAGCCGCGACAACGUCAGAACUUUCCGGAUCCGAACAAUCCGGCUCGAGUGGACGAGGUUCGGCGGAAGACGAUGGGGAAGAUGAAGAGAUUCGAAUGAUCAACGAAGGAGGACCUCUUCAGCGGGAUGGACUUCAGCUGGACGGUCGACUGUCGGAUGUUUCGGUGCAGAACACUCAGGAGUAUCUGGCUAGGCUGGGAAUUGUUGAUAACGCAACGACGGGAAAUGCCUCCAAUUCGUCCAGAAGAUGUUCGGAGAGCAUAGGACUUGGAAGUUCAAAGGACGCUAUGCUGCAUCAUACGCUUCCGAUCGAUACACUGCACAUGUUCGAUGACGAACACCGGGAAUCGGAUCUAACGAACCUCAUCUAUGCCAAACUGAACGACGUAACCAACAACAGUGACCGAGCGAGCAGUGUAGACGAGACCGUGACUAACGCCGGUAGCAUAGGUGCUGCCGUAGAUCACGUAAUGAUGGGGAACUACGGAGAUGUACCGGUGAUCGGUGGUCAACAGGGCAUCUCUAUGAACGGUUCCCUAAGCUCAAUUGUACAUAGUGAAGAAGAGCUGACAGGUAGCUACAACUGGGACUACCUUCUCGACUGGGGACCCCAAUAUCAACCUCUGGCGCACGUCUUCUCGGAGAUUGCUCGCCUCAAAGAUGACACACUCUCGGUGCACAGCGGCAACAGUGGGACAUCCAGUGCCAAGAGCAAAAACUCGCUCCACCACGCAGCGAAAAACGUUCCACCGCCACUGCUGACCAAUGUGGCACCACGGUCCAUCAAUGUUCCGGUGUUCUCGGCCCGAGGCACCAGCGGACAUCAUGGUCAAGCACCUAACCAGUAUUUGCUGCCGAGAUCACCAAUCAGUCACGACUCGGCAACCGGGUUUAGCACCUCAACAGCUAUGUCACCCAGUUUUUCCCCCUCUCUUUCCCCACUCGCGACCCGAUCACCCUCGAUAUCACCCCAUGUGGUCUCAACGGGGGUCCCUACCUCCCAUCACAUGGUUUCCCUUCCGCGACCUCCCCAACAGCGGGGUCAACGGAAACCCUACUAAUGUAGGAAAAUGCAUACCCCACCCCACCAUCCCCCUCUCGACAUGGCUGUGUAGGCUAAACAAAAUUAACAAAAGACUGUAAAUAACAAAUAAAAACAAAAGAUCAUCAUCCCAUAUAUCUUCCCAUGACAACCUAGAUGUACAUCAGGGUGGCAGCGAAAAUGGUCAUGUCAAAUUUCAAAAACCGACCAUGUACAAUUCUUUCAUUGGCCCAAAAAAAUGGCCUGUGUAAAGUUUCAACUCAAUCGGAUAUGAUUUAGGGGUGCCUCAAAGCGCUCAAAGUUUUGAUUUUUUAAUCCUCGAAAAUCCUCCAAGGGGGGAGUAAAGGAAAUUUGGAAAAUCGAUUUUUUUUUUCGAUACCAAAUGACUUGAAAAUACAUGAAGAUCAAGAUCUGGUGUAAUCUUGAAAAAAAAAAGUUUGCCAAAAAUCGAACUUUUGGGAUUGUAUCUUCUAUAUCGUCCCCUUAACACGUUCGUCGACCGAAGCGGCUUUUCUGAGUUUUUUGCGGAGCCCAACUUGCGGAUAAAUUGUUGAAUGAAGAUCGAACUUAGUUAGUGGACACAGUUCACAUGAUCUAGCAAUAUUUUAUUUAAUUUGAAGAUGAAUUGGCUACAAUAGCACAUGUCAAAGUCAUAUUAUAUGGGUUUCGUAUGAAACUGCAGUACAAACCAUCCACAUUAUAAAUUUAUAAAAAGUAUAGCAUAAACAUUAUAAUGAUAUGGUUAUAAUUUUAUUAUUUUUCUACAUAUAGUUAGUUAUACUUAGGUGCCUAUUCUAUCAAAUUCCUUUUCAAAAUCCUAUUCAAUUUGAACGAGCAAAGUGUCACCCAUAUCUGGGUGACGGGGCGACGAAAGAGUUAAUGCUACAACUAGAUAACUCGAAAUUUCUCUGAAUGGAAUUUUGUUCUCUUCCGUUUGAAUAUAUCGGGUGUUCAUUCUCAGUGAGACAGUGAGAAGAAUGAGUGUGGGAAAUAAUGCAAAAACCAAAUGUUCCACGUGACAGAAUAUCGGUUUCAUGUAAUUAAGUUCGGUUCAUUUGUCAUGAACUGCAGGGGCAUUGGUGAUUGAAUUUGAUGUUCACUCAAUAUCUUGCGUUGUCAAUAAAAUGAGAAUGAGAUUUUGCUACCCUGAUCGCGAGUAUUGCGACAAAAGAGGAGAACAGAGAGUUACUGCUUCCAUGCACCGCUAAAUUUUCAAUGAAAAUUUUCAUCUUGGUUUCACGGCCCCAAGAAAGAUCAAUGCCGGGUUUAUAACUUCUAUGAUAAUGCGGAUAAUGAGUUGAAUGAUGAACUCCACCAUUACUUGGCUCAAAAGGAUAAAGUUAGACAUGAAAUCGGAAUGUAUUUGUUUAUAACUAGUCACAUCAGCAAACGAUAAACUCGUCUGUUAUUCGUUCGAUCUACAGUGAGUUUUGCUUGUACAUUAUGACCCAAAGAACAAUGCUCUCUUUUACAAGCGUAGACUUGCGACGUUUAACUUUACGAUUUAUAAUAUGGUCAGUAAACAAGGAAAUUGUCCCAUGUGGAACGAAACCGAAGGAGGUCGAGGGACUUAUGAAAUCGCCAGCAUCAUUCAUGCCUUCUUGAAGUCGCAUCCUGUGAAAACGUCGGAAGUUACGUUCUACAAUGAUCCAGAAUUUCAACAUGUUCGUUGCUGCCAUGUUCAUUCUCGCCGUAUAGAAGAUAAAUCACACUGGAAAAAUUGAUCAUUAACUUCUCGUGUCAGGUCACAUUGAAAUGGAUUGUGAUUCUAUGCAUUGGGCAAUCAGUACCGAAUUUAAGCAUGUUGGUCAAGUACCGAGAACGAUGAGCCUUAUUUGGUUCAUGAUUCGAAUCAGAAACAGAUCAAAGAUUUCAAAACCUUCUCUAAGCAACACAUGACUACGCGCAAAAAAAGGAGAUAUGAAUACGUGGCCUAAGAUGGUAUGGAUGCUUUUCUUGAAAUUUGAGCCGUAUAAAAUGGCAUUCAAAAUAUCGUAUGAAGAAGAUUUGCGUUCCAUUGAUUUCAAUAAGCGGAACAAGAGAGAAUUACAGAAGCCACUACAGCAGCUUUAUCGCUCACCAAUCCCUAUCUCGACAGCAAAAUACAUCGACUUCAAGUCUCUCUUCACCCUGAAGCCACCAGCUAUAAACCACUUGCUAUAUAGGAGAAGUGUGUAAUACGCACCCCCUCAGCAAGAAUGGAUUUAUUUUGACUGUGCUCUUAAAAUUUAAGGUAACAACUACGUCAGUACGUAGAUUAGUUAACCCUCAGUCAUCUGUAAUCGUUCGGUAUUUUAGAUACUGAAUAACAAAAGUGCUACGAUAUUUAUUUUGUAAGGCGACCAAAUUUUAAAUUUCCAAUUAUACGGUGUUAAAUGGCCCAGCAGAAGUAUAAUAUACUCAAAAGUUGUUUCUCUCAGAGACUUUAAAGCUCAGAGAAACAGCAUGUAUGAAUGAGAGAUUCCAUCAAUCUGUUCCCUUCAUGCCCACCAGUGAAGAGAAGAAACCAUUUCUGCGGUGAGCGUGUUCUCACAGUAUUCGUGCAUUAAUUCUGCAGUCCGCGCUCUUGUUUUCCCGCAUUCUCUGAAUACAUAAUAUAGAUGCCAGAUGUGAAAACAUGUUUUCGUUUUGAAGACAUUUAAUUUUGUGAAAACAUACUGAGGUCAUUUUGAAGUAUGUGAAAACAAUUGUUUGUGUGAUUUAUCGAGUAUGAUUUAGAAAUAUCGUGAUGGUCUGCUCAUUUUUGUUCAUUAUGAUUGCAUUUGAAGACAUUUAUUCGUGCCAUGCAGAGAUAUUUGAAAAAAUCAUAUGGUAUUCCUCACAUACAAGCUAUUUCUCUUGUGAGAAUGUUAUCCGGCCGAAAGCGAGCAAAUUGCCCCGAUCGAGGGUAUGCCAUACGGCAGUAUGGCAUGGUAAGCUGAUGGGGAAAAUAUUAAAUUGAGAAGGAAAUGAAUUCUUUCUUACCAAUUUCUUCAUCUGAGAUAUUCACUGGGAACUCGACUCAAUGUAUAUGACCCACAGUUGUCGCCUCUAAAUCGACAAACGCUAAGUUAUCGCCAAGCAACAAAAACCUUAUAGAAAUGAUAUAGAAAAUUACAUCGAAAAUCGCUUCCAAAAAAAAUUAUUUUUAUUAUUUUUUAAAGCUUGUUACAAAUGUAAAACUUGCAUGGUAGCAUUCUAUCGUUGACUAGCACGAUUGCCUAUAUCCAUUGCAUUUCUAUUCUUGCUGGUUUACGAGAAAAUAAGGCGGGUCAAAUUGCCCGACGUAGAGAUGAACCAGCAUUUGGCUGAAAAUCUCUUCAACAAAGAAAGGAAAAAAAAUGCCCGACAUGCGCGUUUUAGACACAUCUCCUCUACACCUCUUUAUUUUAAUCUGUCACACAACAAUAAAGUCAAUAACGAAGAUCAUGUUAAUGCAAACAGCUGCUGAAAUUUUGCACAGGUCAUUUUGUUUACCAACAAACAAAAUGUACAUGGUCGGUACAUGGCAUUAAAUUCGAUAAUUUUUUUUCCAUACCUUUAUAAAUUUUUUUUUAGAUGACACCAGAUCUCGGCGUUUUAUGUAUUUUAAGUCAUUUGCCAUCGAAAAAAAAAAUCGAUUUUUUAAAUUUCGUCCCCCCCCCCCAACUUGGAAGAUUUUCGAGGAUCAAAAAAUCAAAACUUUGAGCGCUUUGAGGCACCCCUAAAUCAGGUCCGAUUGAGCUGAAACUUUGCACAGGUCAUUUUUUUUUUGGGCCAAUGAACAAAAUGUACAUGGUCGGAUUUUGAAAUUUGACAUGACCAUUUUGGCUGCCACCCUAAUGUACAUUGUACAUUGUGUACAGUUCUUUCGAGUUUAGAGAAUUUUUACGACAAAACACUUUAGAACCUAAGUUAUAACAGAUUCACAAAACAAGUGCCUUCGAGUAGCAGCUAGCAGCAGCAGUAGCAGAAACCUGUACAUAGUUAUUUUAACAUUAGAAUUUUUUAAACAAACUGUAAAAAUAGCCCUUAAGCAAAAACUCGAUUAGACACCAUGGAAAACUAUGCAACUGUUGUACCAAGACGAGACUGUAAAUACCUUCCUUUCUCGGAUUGUUGUCAACAGUAGCACUAGUGAAGCUCUUAUCGUAUCAUUUUUAAAUCUACAUCUUCCGAAGCCGAACCAGACCGUAAACAUCCGUCGGCACUUCUUUUAUUUAAAUGUUUUGUUUCGAGGAAAAGACUGUUAUGCGUUGUAUAGCUUUUCGUUAAAGAAAAAAAUAAAUAGUAUGUAUUGUAUCAAGUCCCGUUUCCUGUCUCAGCGAGGCGAAACAGCAUUUUUAGCAGAACGGAAGGUAAACCGUAUCCAAUUUUAGUGUCGUUUUAGAAGUAAACGAAGCUCAAAACCAAGUCGCAUUUAAUAUGUAUGUAAAAACUCAUACUCCAUCCCUCUUAGUGAACGAACGAAGCAAACUAGAAAUUAUUUUAGCAUCAUUUCGAAACGACAAAAUUACUACUAGGUGAACAAAUUUCAUUUCUCGUUUCCAAGAUUUUGUUCUGUACUAUAUUUAUAUAAAUACGAGUAUAUAUAUUUUUACAUAAAGGCCAUAUGUAAGAAGCGGAAGCGAUAAAAGUUUUUAAAAU